ACUGCUCUUGUAAUACGAGACGGUAAAAAGAUUGAAAUCGAAGCACAAUAUCUAGUAGUAGGCGAUAUAACUGAAGUGAAAUUUGGCGAUCGUGUUCCAGCAGAUAUACGCAUUAUUACAGCUAGUUCAUUCAAGGUGGAUAAUUCUGCAUUGACUGGUGAAUCUGAACCGCAGUCACGUACACCAGAGUUUACAAAUGAUAAUCCCUUGGAAACGAAAAAUUUGGCUUUCUUCUCAACAAAUGCUGUAGAUGGCACAUGUCGUGGAAUUGUUAUCUCUACAGGCGAUCGAACUGUAAUGGGUCGUAUUGCGAACUUAGCCUCUGGUUUAGAGCUUGGCGAAACUCCGAUACACAAGGAAAUCAGUCAUUUUAUUCAUAUAAUCACAGCAGUUGCGGUGUUUCUUGGUGUUUCAUUUUUCAUUAUUGCUUUCAUUUUGGGCUAUCAUUGGCUUGAAGCUGUCAUCUUUUUGAUUGGAAUUAUUGUCGCAAAUGUCCCUGAAGGUCUUUUGGCUACCGUUACGGUUUGCUUAACACUGACUGCUAAACGUAUGGCUAGUAAAAAUUGUCUGGUAAAGAAUUUGGAAGCAGUUGAAACUCUUGGUUCAACAAGUACUAUCUGUUCUGAUAAAACUGGUACACUGACACAGAAUCGUAUGACUGUAUCACAUAUGUGGUUUGAUAACAAAAUAUUCGAUGCUGACACAACAGAAGAUCAGUCAGGUACAAGUUUUGAUAAGUCUUCUCCAACAUGGACAGCUUUAUCUUGUAUUGCUAUGCUAUGCAGCCGAGCGGAAUUCAAAGCAGGGGAAGAAGAGAAGCCUGUUUUGAAGAGAGAGUGUAACGGUGAUGCUUCAGAAUCUGCAAUACUCAAGUGUACUGAACUUUGUAUUGGCAAUGUCAGUGAUUAUAGAAGUAGAAAUCCUAAAAUUUUGGAAAUUCCAUUUAACUCAACAAAUAAAUAUCAGUUAUCCAUUCAUGAAACUGAUGAUGACGAUGAUCGUUUGUUGUUAGUAAUGAAAGGUGCACCUGAACGUAUUCUUGAUCGAUGUGCAACAAUUCUUAUCAAUGGUAAAGAAGAAGUUAUGGAUGAUACAAAACGUGAACAGUUCAACACAGCCUAUUUAGAAUUAGGUGGAAUGGGUGAAAGAGUACUUGGAUUCUGUGAUUAUCGUUUACCAGCUGAAACUUAUAAUAAGGACUAUGAUUUCAACGUUGAUGAACUAAACUUCCCAACCACUGGACUACGUUUUGUUGGCCUAAUGUCUAUGAUUGAUCCACCUAGAGCAGCUGUACCAGAUGCAGUUGCUAAAUGUCGAUCAGCUGGUAUCAAAGUUAUCAUGGUAACUGGUGAUCAUCCAAUAACGGCAAAAGCUAUUGCUAAAGGUGUUGGAAUCAUUUCAGAGAAUUCAAAAACUGUAGAAGAUAUUGCAGCUGAAAAAGGUGUUGAAGUUCAUGAGGUUAAUCCACGUGAAGCAAAUGCCUGUGUUAUUCAUGGAUCAGAUUUACGUGAAAUGACACCAGCACAGAUUGAUGAUAUAUUAAAAAAUCAUUCAGAAAUUGUAUUUGCUCGUACUAGUCCCCAACAGAAAUUGAUUAUAGUUGAAGGAUGUCAACGACAAGGUGCAAUUGUUGCUGUGACAGGCGAUGGUGUAAAUGAUAGUCCAGCACUUAAACAAGCAGAUAUUGGUGUUGCCAUGGGUAUAGCUGGUAGCGAUGUAAGCAAACAAGCUGCAGAUAUGAUUCUAUUGGAUGACAAUUUCGCCUCUAUUGUGACUGGUGUUGAAGAAGGUCGUCUUAUUUUUGAUAAUUUGAAAAAAUCAAUUGCAUAUACACUGACAUCGAAUAUCCCGGAAAUCACACCAUUUUUAAUAUAUAUUAUCGUUGGUAUUCCGCUACCAUUAGGUACUAUUACAAUUCUAUGCAUUGAUCUUGGUACCGAUAUGAUUCCAGCUAUCUCUUUAGCCUAUGAAGAGGCUGAAUCAGAUAUUAUGAAACGUAUGCCCCGUGAUCCCCUACACGAUCGGUUGGUUAAUGAACGUUUAAUUGCUAUGGCAUAUGGUCAAAUUGGUAUGAUUCAAGCACUUGGAGGAUUCUUUGUUUAUUUUGUAAUUAUGGCUGAAAAUGGAUUUUGGCCAAAAAGAUUAUUAGGUAUCAGAAAAGAGUGGGAUUCAAAAGCUAUCAAUGCAUUGGCUGAUUCAUAUGGACAAGAAUGGACUUACAGUCAACGUAAACGCUUGGAGUACACUUGCCAUACAGCAUUUUUUGCUGCUAUUGUAAUUGUUCAAUGGGCUGAUUUAAUCAUUUGUAAGACACGUCGAAAUUCAGUCUUUCAACAAGGAAUGUGGAAUCAAUACUUGAAUUUCGCCUUAUAUUUUGAAACAGCACUAGCUUUAUUCCUUUCUUAUUGUCCAGGUUUAGAUCAAGCCUUACGUAUGAUGCCUUUAAGGUUUACGUGGUGGCUUCCAGCUUUACCGUUUUCCAUAUUGAUUUUUGUGUAUGAUGAAACAAGAAGAUAUCUAAUUCGAAAAUUACCUCCAGGUUCAUGGAUAGAAAGAGAAACCUACUAUUAAAAUACAUCAUAGACUAAUAUUAUGAAUGCCCUGUCUGUUGCGUGUGUUUGUAUGUGCAUAAUAAUCAUAAUUGAGAAGAAUACCAGCACAUUCAUGCUCAGACACACACACACAUGUCGAUCAUUCCCCAUGAAAUUACAUCGAAGAUUAUAAAAUCGAGUUUUCACCUCGUUUUUUCUUUCCGGUACUUACUUUCUUUAAUCUUAUUUUUUCAGGUUAUUUAUAAACUAUUUAUUGAAUAAUACAUUUUUUUCGAUUGUCAAACGUAAAGCGUAUUAUAAUCUAUAUAUCUGAAUGAAUGUGUAAAUACAUCCAUCCACGUGAAUAUGGAUUUAAGCGCCAGUCAAUUAACAUUUUCCAGCCAUAUACAACACAUAUGCAAUAAUACACAGUUGACUUCUUAUAUAACUUAUUUGUGAUUUCAAUUUUUGUUUAUGCUCUGUUUAAUUUAUUAGAGGGAUAGAUAAGUAAAAAAGAGAAAAACAACAACAACAAAUAUAUAUGCUUGAGAGUGUGGUUCUUCAUAAAUUCCUUUACUUUCUUUUUUACCAUUGUUGGCAUAGUAACUGAAAAAAAUCAUCAUGAAUCUAAACAACUUUAAAGGAUUAUAAGUUUCCAGACCGUAGAUGUUACGAACUUCCUGGAAUAAUUUCAGCGCCGAGUCAGAUUGAUUCAUUAUAAAUUAUU
Messenger RNA from Trichobilharzia szidati, 3258 nucleotides. NCBI's taxonomy places the organism in Eukaryota, Metazoa, Platyhelminthes, Trematoda, Strigeidida, Schistosomatidae. The record is from the annotation of a GenBank genome assembly.